AAUGUUAACAGGUGAAGAGGUUCUAGAUAAGCUAAAGUCAGUAGAUAAUGCCCUUGGGAAGACGCAAAGCAAAAGUAAUGGCCAAUGGAAAAAAAGAUCAAUAUUUUUUGAGAUACCAUAUUGGCAGCAUUGUAUGCUCAGGCACAACCUUGAUGUAAUGCAUAUAGAAAAAAACAUAGUCGAUAGUAUAGUUGGUACUUUAUUGGAUAUUCCUGGAAAGACGAAGGAUCAUGCAAAGGCUCGUUAUGAUCUUAAGGAGAUGGGCAUUCGAAAGAAUCUUCACCCAACAAAUACGAAGGAUGGCAAAAGAACUAAACUUGCCAAAGCGUGCUUCUCAAUGACCAAAGGAGAGAAAUCCAUUUUUUGUGGUGUAUUGAAGAAAACAAAAUUUCCUGAUGGAAGUGCUUCAAACAUUUCUCAUUGUGUACAACAAGAAGAGAGAAAGCUUUACGGUUAUAAGAUUCAUGAUGCUCACUUCAUGUUGCAUUACCUGUUGCAAAUACCAAUCAAGAGCAUUCUCCCAGAUCAUGUUGCUGUUCCUCUAGUUCGCUUGUGUUCCUUUUUUCGCCGGCUAUGUCAAAAGGAAAUAUCUUUAGAAGAGAUUUACGGUCUGGAGUCAAAGAUUGUGGAGACUUUGUGCCAGUUAGAGAGGAUUUUUUCCCCUAUCUUUUUUGAUAUAAUGGUUCAUUUGCCUAUUCAUUUAGCUAAUGAAGUAAGGUUAGGUGAUCCCGUCCAGUUUCGUUGGAUGUAUCCGAUUGAGAGAUACAUGUGCACACUAAAAGGGUAUGUUCGCAAUAGAAGUCGUCCGGAAGGAUCAAUUGCAGAGGUUUAUUUGGCUGAAGAGUGUUUAACUUUUUGUUUAAGAUAUUUGCAUGAGGGAGUGAAAACAAGAUUCAACAGAGUAUCUCAGAAUAAUGAUGAAGGCACUUUAACCAAAGAUCCUGAUUCAAAUUUGUUCACAAACAAGGGAAGUCCAUUGGGUGGAAAAAAAGGACAACUAAUUAUUUUGGACGAGAAGUCACUCCUUCAAGCUAAUGCAUAUGUAUUGAACAAUUGCGUUAACGUGGAGCCUUACAUGAGGAUGAACAGUGAAGGAAAUCCCAAAAGAAAAAGGCUAAGGACCCUAUCACAAAUAGAGUCACAAAGAAGUCCCUUGAAGAUGAUGAGUCUAGUAAAAAAUUCAGGAAAAAUUCAAUUCACAAGUGCUUAUGCAUUGCUGAAACAAUUUCAAAUCAAAAGGGAACAUGUUUUAGCUGUAUGUGGGGAUAGUAGCAAACAUGAGACAAGGAAAAAGGGCAAGAUGUCAACAAAGAAGGUGACAAGAGUUGACGAUGAAGGUCAAAGCAAAAUGCCAACCAAGAAGAUAACAAACAACAAGGAUAAGGUGAUCAAUGAAGAUGAGGGUCAAAUCAAGAUGCCAAUGAAGAAAUCCAAAGAAGAAGAUCAUCUAGUCAAUAUGAAAGCCAAUGAACAUGAGGCCCUAGGUGGGAAGAAGCUGACUAGGAAGAAGGUGCCAAUGAAGAAAUCAAAGGUAGAAGAUGGUAAAGCCAAUAUGAAUACCAAUGACGGUGAUGGUCAAAGCAAGAAGCCGACCGAUAAGAAGAUGCCAAUGAAGAAAUCAAAUGAAGAAGAUGGCAACGAAGAAGAACAGAAGAUUGAGUCUCUUAUCCCAGCUAUGACUCUAGAUGAAUUCUUCGAAAAAUAUGGGAUAUCAUUGGAUGAAAAUGAUGAAGAAUAUGAAUAUGAUUAUGAUGAUCACAAUCCAAGUGUUGGAGAUAGUAGUGACAGUCAACACAGUACCAAAAAGAAAAAAGCUCGUGGUCCCACCCAACUCAAGCAUAUUCAUGCCAUGGAGACACAAAUAGAGUUAACAUGGUACAAUGACAAACCCAUAGGCCCAACAAAGACACAAGUUCAAUUAUUUAGUCGGUUCUUGGGCACACUUGCAAGAAACUCUAAUUUGGUCACCUUAUUAUAUACUAAUUGGCAAGCUGUGUCUAGGGAGACUAAAACUUCAAUGUUGGAUUAUGCAAAGUCUAAAUAUAACAUUCCUAGUGAUGCUGAGCCUUGGGUGAUAGAUACCAUUGGAGAGUCAUGGAAGCAAUUUAAGAAACGCAUAAAAAAUGUCACUAUACACCAUACAGCUCAUUCAGAGAGAUGAUGAAAAAUUGUCCAAUGAUUGUACCUGAACUGCAUUUUCGAAAAUUAGUUCAGUUUUGGAGGCUUGAUAUCAGCAAAGUUAUUUCUGACAUAAAUCGUGAAAACAGAUCCAAGCAAAAAUGGAAUCAUCGAAUGGGUCCAGUUAGUUUUGAGUUAGUACACGCUGAAUUGCGUGCAAAGGAGGACAACGAAGAUCCAUCACAAGCUGAGAUGUUUGUUGUAACUCGUACAAACAAAAAAGGAGAGACUGAUUCGGGAACACAAGAGACGAUUGAUCAUAUUCAAAAUUUGAAACAAGCAGGAUACAGUGAUGAUGACGCAGUUCAAACAGUUCUCGGAAAGGAAAGACAUGGUAGAGUUCGUUUCUAUAGUCGAUCAGUCACAAAAUCCUCUCUUAAAAAGGAUAAGCAAAUCCGACAAAUGCAACAACAACAUACUGAAGUGGUUUCAACUAUGGAGAAAAAUCAAAAUAACUUAACUUCCAAGUUGGAUGGUUUAACAAACUUGAUUAAAAUGUUGUUGCAACAAGUCAAUCCUGGUAUGAGUGCAGAACAAGUGCAAGUAAUGAUAGAAGCCGCCCAACAAUCUCCGCCUGAUGCGAGUAGUGCACCAAAUGAUGCGCGGCGAAGCAUUCCUCCUUCACUUGGAUCAAACCAUGUAUCAAAGGAUUUCGAACAGGAAGACAUGAUGUGAAGAAAAUAUGUUCCAUACAAAUAUGACAUGGGAUGGGUCUUACACUUUAGUUAUCUAAAUGUAAUUUUUUGAUGUGUUCUGUACUUUUUGAAAAGAGACUUUACUCGGUAUUACAUGUAAUUGGAUACAUUACACUCUAUUUUGAUUUCUGUUGUUUAGACUAAAAAUUAAACAUAUUUAGUUUAUAAUGAAACUUUUAUGAUUUACA
Arachis ipaensis is the source of this 3061-nucleotide messenger RNA. The record is from RefSeq and is a predicted model, not a curated record. Lineage: Eukaryota; Viridiplantae; Streptophyta; Magnoliopsida; Fabales; Fabaceae.